UGGGGCGGGCCGGGGCGGGGUCGCAGCACCUGCGGGCGGUGCCGCUUUCACCUGCGGCUCGGCAGCGGCAGCGCUCGGUAGCUCCGUCCCGUCCCGCACCGUCCAGCACCGGCACCGAGCCAUGGGGCGGCAGCGGGGCUCCCUGGCCCCCCUCUGCUUCCCCCUGCUGCUGCUGCUCCAGGUGGGCGGCCGGCGGUGCGACGAGGCAGCCCCCUGCCAGCCCGGCUUCGCCGUGGAGACCUUCGCCUUCACCGUGCCCCGGGAAAGCGUGGCGGCCGGAGGGGUGCUGGGACGAGUGAGGUUCUCGGGCUGCGGCGGGCGGUCGCAGGCCGUGUAUGUCCCAGACGACACACGCUUCGAGGUGGACGAGGAUGGCGUCAUCCGGACGAAGCAGCCGCUGCAGCUCCACGGGGGGGAGAUCCGCUUCAGCGUCUCUGCCCUGGAUGCCACGGGCAAGAGGCACUGGGCCUGGGUGACUGUGGAAAAGAGCAGGUCAAGGCAACAUCACCGCCGCAGCUACCAGGACGGGGUGCCCUACAUGCUCGCGUUCCCCGAGUCCGGCCCUGGCCUCCGAAGGCAGAAGAGGGACUGGGUCAUCCCCCCCAUCAGCUGCCUCGAGAACCACCGAGGGCCCUUCCCCAUGAAGCUGGU
Molecule: messenger RNA, 651 nt
Organism: Oxyura jamaicensis (ruddy duck)
Lineage: Eukaryota; Metazoa; Chordata; Aves; Anseriformes; Anatidae
Product: cadherin-1-like
Exons: 4
Cellular component (GO): membrane
Molecular function (GO): calcium ion binding
Source: RefSeq, a predicted model, not a curated record